CGAGGAGCAUUAAAAUGGCAACGUUUGUACGAGUUAGCAUAAUACAAAGCGUUUAGAAGAUUAUGCAAAGAGAGCGAAUUAAAUUGAUUUAAUUAUUUUCAAUCUGCGGACGGACUUAGGGGGAGUUUUGGUCACAGUGCUUGCUGAUAAGCAAAUAUUGCAGUGCGUUGAAAGCUUUAUUCCAGUAGAAUCGAGAAAAUGAAAAUCGCCCGGUCCAUUGCCUUGCUGCUCAUCAUAGGGACUAUCGCAGAUACCGAAUCGCGCAGAGUCAGACCUGGGAUUAGAACUAAGUCUAAGUCGCAAAGAGACCUAGAAUCAAACUACAACAACUAUAAGGGAGCAGGCAUUUUCCUUACCUCCCACUUUGACUACGAAUACCCCUUGGGACACAAAAUUGCUUUUAUCUGCGUGGCAAAAGGAAAUCCGCGCCCUCAUAUAACCUGGUUCAAAGAUAGUGAGAUAUUCACUCACCCCAAUUUGCAUAUUUACGAGUGGCAGAUUGGAAAUCAUACAAUCAAAAGCAAGCUGGAAGUGGAUCCUGCAACACAUAAAGACGCAGGCCUGUACGAAUGUACAGCCGAAAAUAUGCAUUCAAUAGACCGAAGAUCGUUUAAAAAGGACUUUAGCAUUACUUCAGAUUAGUGGAAUUUACAGACAUUAGCGCGCAUCUAACAGAAAAUAAAUUGCGUUCAAAAUUG
This is a messenger RNA of Dendroctonus ponderosae (mountain pine beetle), 698 nucleotides long. Its product is annotated as immunoglobulin domain-containing protein oig-4-like. The transcript has 4 exons. The record is from RefSeq and is a predicted model, not a curated record. Lineage: Eukaryota; Metazoa; Arthropoda; Insecta; Coleoptera; Curculionidae. Bases 199 to 642 code for a protein of 147 amino acids.